AUGGACAGUUCAUAUUCAAAUAGACCAUCGGAUGGCAACCCAUCUUUUCCUGCAGAGGCUGCACAAAACCUCUACUCGAGCAAAGGCGUACGCAGCUUCAACGGCUGGCAUUCAAGCAGCAGCAGCAGCAGCAGACCGAAGGGCCGAGUUCCUACAUCAUCUACAUCAUCAUCACUGAAUCCCCGCGGACCCCAGAUCCUCCAGCCGACCAAGCUCAACUCGGAGCCCAACAGCGACGACAAACCCGCGGAAAACCACAUGACAGCCAGCGACCCAUCCUGGCGCAACGGCAGCCCGGGCGGCGAAACCACACAGCGACGCGGGACCAGCCACGAGCACAGCGACGACCACCUCCGCUCGGCCGAGCUGGCAUCGCUGCAGGAGAUGGUGGGCUGGCAGCACGGCGAGAUGGAGGCGAUGAAGCGCGCCAUCGAGGACAUGCAGGGCCUGCUGGCCAGGCAGCGCCGCGAGGAGAGGGACCUGUCGUGGCAGCUGCGCGAGCACAGGGCCGUUUCACACGGGAGGGCCGCGCUCGUCCGCGACUGGAGGGAGCACGCCCGCGGCAUCUGCGUCGCCUACCGCAGCACCAUACGUCGCCAGGCGGCCGAGAUCUCGCUGCUCAGAGCUGAGCUGGCCAGGGGAAAGGGCCAGGUCGAGCGGCGGGAGUCGGCGCCUCUUGGGGAGUGUGGUGACGGCUGUGGCAAGCUCUCUGAUGCUUGA
Molecule: messenger RNA, 720 nt
Organism: Pyricularia pennisetigena
Lineage: Eukaryota; Fungi; Ascomycota; Sordariomycetes; Magnaporthales; Pyriculariaceae
Exons: 1
Coding region: 1-720 (239 amino acids)
Source: RefSeq, a predicted model, not a curated record